GUGGAGAAGAAGAAAGACGACAACAUCGAUAUAGCUCUGGCGCUAGCUGGCAUGAUAACUACAUUAAUAACAUAGACGCGUUUCCGAAUAAAAAUGAGCGCACCAGAAGACAGACACGGCACAAAACGAUCUGCAUCCGCAAGUGAUGACGGGUCGACCCAGUGGGCAACCGCUGAUUUGGGAAGUGACGAGAGGAAACAGAAGUUCCUUCGUCUAAUGGGAGCCGCCAAGAAAGAACACACUGGACGGCUCGUCAUCGGCGAUCACAAGUCCACAUCUCACUUACGUAGUGGGAACGAGGACAGAAAGAUCAACGAACAGCUGGAGAUACAGUACCAGCAAGGUUUGGAUGGGAAGUUGUCAGGACGAAACCGCAGACACUGCGGUCUGGGAUUUAGCGAGUUGGACCCGACCCAGAUGCCACCACAAGCCCAACCAGUGGAGAGUGAGACAAAGGAGCCGGGGGCCACUUGUGAGAGAAAUCCCUCCGGCACCGCAGAGGACUGUAAAGAAGAACCUGCUGAGCGCAAAGAACACACCUCGAGUGAAAACAAAGCCAGUUCAGACAGCACCAGUAAAGAACAGAAACACGACUACAAAAUGGCUUUCGUAAAGUCUAAGUAGUCACAGUAGAAACGUGUCUCCUGCAUUUUGAUAUUGUUUUGUGUCUCCCUGAAAGUAGAAACAUUUUUUAUGCAUAAAAAUAAAUCUUGUGGACAAAAUCCUUCCACGUGUGUUUAUCAUUUGUUAAAUUUAUUAGAUUUUCUUUCAGUAUUUCUGUUGUGGUACAAAAAUAAGUGGUUUCACCUGGUGAAUUUCACUUUUCUGAAUUACUGUAUGUUGGAUUUGAAUUGUGAAGUAUUUCAAACAUGGUUUAAGGAACACUAGUAUAUAACUAUAAUCCUUUCUGUGCCUUGUUUAUGAGGCAUUUCAUCACAGCAACGAUAUAAACAAUCAAUUCUGCCACA
Molecule: messenger RNA, 968 nt
Organism: Synchiropus splendidus (mandarinfish)
Lineage: Eukaryota; Metazoa; Chordata; Actinopteri; Syngnathiformes; Callionymidae
Gene: c14h11orf58
Product: chromosome 14 C11orf58 homolog
Exons: 5
Coding region: 94-624 (176 amino acids)
Source: RefSeq, a predicted model, not a curated record